CUUUCUUGACCUUUGCGCGAAAUUCACAUCAAGGACGAUGUCACUGUUCGAGUCUUAUGAGAAACAGUAUGGAAAUCUGACUAGCGACAUAACAUUCAAGCUAGGAAAAAUUCCCCAGUUAAGUGGUGGUGAAAGGGCGAAAGAAGUACAUGAUGUGUCAAUACUUUUUGACGAGACAAAGGAGUUAAUUGAACAGAUGUCUCUGGAAGUUCAGGAAAUGCGAUCUGACAUCCGUCCCAAAUUUCAAAAUAGGCUUGAGUGUUACCGAAAAGAAUUAGGAAAACUCACGACAGAAUUCCGGCGACCGCGGUAUGCCGUUCGGCGCCCUGACCAUAAGGAUUCACGCGGUUCCGAUGAUGAGGACAAUUUACACGAAGAGGUUUUGUUUGAUACAGACAUGAGAGCUCAACUUCUGAACAACACUGAACGAAUAUCUCGGACUACUACCAAAUUGGAAGAUGGUGUGCGAGUUGCUUUGGAAACAGAAGAAGUAGGUGGUCAUAUACUACAAGACUUAAGCGAGCAACGAGAAAAACUUCAAAGAAGUAGAGACAGGCUUCGUCAGGCAGAUUCUGAUCUGAAAAAGAGCUCUCGAAUACUUUCAGUAAUGACUCGCAGGCAUUUUCGUUCAGAGACAGAAACUUUGUUAGUUGUUUCACAUAUUACGCGCCGUUAACCUAUUUACUGACCAGUUUUUCUUCUAAUGCAUGAAUUUGUUACUCAUAACAAAUUAUCCACGUUUACGGUCCAGAGUUUUUGUUGGGAUUUGAUAGAGAAAUAAAAUCAUGUGUAAUAUUUCCUAGUCCCUUUGGUUUCACCAGCUCAUAGAUUGAGGCUUUGUGCAGUUAUAGAACUUAGUUCUGUACAGCUAGAAUAUGAGGCCAUUCUUCUUGAGAGCAAACUGAAAGGCAAUGUAGUGAAAUAGGUUUUUGGUAUAUAUGGUGCUAAACUAUUAAGGUUAUGUGAAACGGAACCUAUGUGAACUGUCUAUAGUUACUUAGUACUUUUGUGAAACAGAUAGUUAGUUACUUACGAGGUUCUACGUUGUAACAGAUACUGAGUAUGAAUAUUAUAUUGUGUAGAGGGAGUUAAAAAACACGUUGUGUGGAUCCUUUUUACUGCUCCAUUACAUUAAGACUUAAAAUUCUUUAAACAUUUAUAUAUAUUUGCCGCAUUUAUUGUGGUGUUUUCAAGUGAAUUAAUACCAUGUCACUUAGUUCCGUUUUUAACGCGGAAGGGUUAUGAUAUUUCAACAAAUCUUUCAAUGUUUAUACAUACAUGAGCCUACAUAUUUCAUACCAAUUAUAAUCUUAAUUUCAUAAUUUCUUAUCGCAUACUAUAAAAUAAAUGAAUAAGUACAUGUUUUAGGAUGUCAGUAAGGGAUCAUUACUGUUGUGCGGAUUAUGUUGUUUGUUUAAAAAUAUUCGAGCGUUAUUUGCCAACUUCCUUAUCUUGAAAAUCACUACUGAUUGAGGCUAAGAGAAUAGCAACAGGCACAAAGCAAUCAGAACAGUUAACAAAUUACAAUGCUUAAAUUCUAGUUCAAAUCAUAGAAAGUUGGGUAAUAGUAUCACACAAAACGUUGCAGUAGCAGCUCCAUUCCUUAUCUUGUAUUAGGGAAAAGUUAUUCGUUUAUAGUUUGUAUAUUUCUUUUUUGAAUUUUUCUAGUCUGCAUUUGGCAGUCAUCUGCUUAAUAUUAAAUGGUGUUAAUCAAAUAAGUGGCAUACAUACACUUCAGGACAUAAAAUUCAUAUGUAAGCAGUCUAGUUAUUUGUCAUUAGGUUAUGUACUUCCUCCUCAUCUGUGAUUCUAGAUUAUUUUCAUUUUCUUUCCCUUUUAGAAUUCUUCAAAACAAAUUCCUUCUAAUCACUGUGAUAUUUCUGAUUGUGUUAAUAUUUUUCUUAACCAUAUAUCUGGUCACCCGUCGUGCGACAACACACGCGAACUCGUCUUCUGCUACAAUAAACUCAUCUCACCCAUGACAUGUAGUUAUGUGUUUAUGUUUCUGUAGGUGGUUCUUUUUACACCUAAGCAGACAAAGUGGUUUUUAUUUAUUCAUAACUAUCUCAUUUUGUACUCCGGUAUAGCGUAUCUCAUCACAGUACCUAUUCUUUUUUGAAAAGUUUAAUUACAAUAAGUUGUACUUCCGAACAAGAAUCAUCAAUUUGCUGUUCAUCAUUACUUUUUAUUUGGUUUCUUCUGUUUUAUACCUUAUUUCUUCGACGGUUAGUUUGCUAAUAUCAUUAAAAAAUGUCAUAAAGGUAUAUAUAAGUGCUUUA
Messenger RNA from Schistosoma curassoni, 2279 nucleotides. The record is from the annotation of a GenBank genome assembly. Lineage: Eukaryota; Metazoa; Platyhelminthes; Trematoda; Strigeidida; Schistosomatidae.